Molecule: messenger RNA, 2247 nt
Organism: Salvelinus fontinalis (brook trout)
Lineage: Eukaryota; Metazoa; Chordata; Actinopteri; Salmoniformes; Salmonidae
Product: transmembrane protein 88-like
Exons: 3
Coding region: 817-1485 (222 amino acids)
Cellular component (GO): plasma membrane
Molecular function (GO): PDZ domain binding
Source: RefSeq, a predicted model, not a curated record
GGAAAUGAGUGAGGGAGAAGUGAGUGAGAGUGUGAGAGAAAGGCAUCCCUCUAAUUCCUCAAGAGGGGAAUCUGAGAAUAGGAGGAGAAGGAGGGACGGACUGACGGAGGGACGCACAGAGGUCUGGGAUACCUCUAAAGAGCUGAGACCCAAAGCGCUGAGGCUGGAGUGGUCGACUGCAGUCAGGGAGAGAACAUCAUUUACAUUACAUUUCAGGGGAAAGGACGAAGCACUUCAGUCUGAGAAAUAGGGGAGGGGGACCGACACUGACUUAUCCCUGACGGACCGACGACCCUGUACAGUGCAGAGAGGAAACAGCAAGCUAUUACGUCUACAGGAGGUCAGCAUUCCACUACUACACGAGCUGGUCACAACUUCAUUACGAAGAGCGUGAAGGAAUCUGAACUGAUACAGAGGGAAAACCCAAAGCCAAAACGCAGGGGAGAUUUGAGGAAAGACAGGAGAGAGAGAACAUUUGAAGCUUGUCCACCUGCUUGAAUAGGUGGAGAAAGAGAGUGCUUCACUGGAACUUCAAGGAGAAGAGGAGAGAAGAAGAGAAGGAGAAGGAGAAGAGAAGCGAGGAGAAGAAAAGGAGAAGAAAAGGAGAAGAAAAGCGAGGAGAAGAGAAGCGAGAGAAGAAGAAGAGAGAAGAAGAGAAAGAGAAGAAAAGGAGAAGAGAGAAGGAGAGAAGGGGAAGAGAAGAGAGAAGAAGAGAAAGAGAAGAGAAGAGAGAGAAGAGAAGGAAAAGAGAGAAGAAGAGAAAGAGAAGAGUGAGGAAGAGAGAGAGGCUCUACCAGGCUGCACGUCAAUUUGACCAUGAGUGUGAGCGGUACACUGGAGAAGGGGACCCACCACCAGGCUCUGGAGCUCUCCGAGGAGCUCUCUCCCCUCAACCACCACCACCCUCACCACCACCACCUCCAGCACUCCAACUCUCUGGCCUCCAGCGCUCCUGUGGGGACCCCCUCCGGCGUGGUGGUGCCACCCCCGUACUCUGCAGCUGAGAGUAGGGGAGGUGGUAACGACGCUCCCCUGGAGCUCCGAGGCUCUCUGGACUGCUGGGCGUGCUCGGUGCUGGUGACGGCCCAGAACCUGCUCAUCGCUGGGAUCAACGCCUGCCUGGCCGGACUGGUGUUCGGACUCAUCCUCACCCCCGCCAUCGCCAUGGUGGUGUUCGGGUUCCUCUGUCAUUCUACGGUGCGCCCUCAUGGGACGUCCCGCUACUGCUCGGACCUGCUGAAUGACGGUGGCUGUGUGGCCCUUCUGGUUGUGGGUUUCCUCCUGGUCACACCCCUCCUGGUCCUGGCUCUGGCCGCCUACUGCCGCCUGGCCCGCCACCUCCAGCUGGGGCUCUGCUUUAUCCCAUACUCCAGGGCUAUCUACAAGAACCUGCCCACCACACAGCACCCUGGCCUGGGAGGGGGCUGCUGUGAACGCAGUGGCGCUGGAGGGGAGGGAGGAGGGAAGGGUAAGGUCUGGGUGUGAGUGGGAGUGGGAGAGGGUGGGGAGUGGAAGCGAUGUGAAGGAAGGUAGUGUCAAGAUCUAUGUAUAGGGGGAGGGAGCGAGGAUGAGCGAGGGAGACACAGAAAGAGGAAGAAAGAGAGGGAGAGAGAAAGAACGGGUGAGGAAGAGAAGGGAGCGCAUGGAGGGAAAGGGAGAGCCAAGAUGAGGAGGAAGACAGGAUGAAAGGAGGGAAGAAUGGCGAGAAGGGAGGAGUAGGAGGAGGAGAACAACCACAGCAGCCAAACUCUUAUCUGGGAAGGCUUCAGUAUAGGCGCCACCGUUUAAAGAACAAAGUAAACCAUUCCUCUGGAGUUCAACCAAAGUAACCUCCUUCACACUACCACGUUUUAUACAACCAAUUUCAUGUAAAAGUUACCUGUCAACAUGUGUGGUUUACUGUGAGAAAACGUUAUAGCAGACCAAAGAGGAGCAGGAUUUUUUACACUGUUCUAGAGUUAGAGGGCAAGAUGGAGAACAAGUCAUCAACAGCAAACGUCUCAACCACACGGCAGGCAAAAUGUUGUUUCUCCAGUCAAACACUGGAUAUUGUAUUAAAGGACAUAAUAUCACUGCCAUGUGUUGACAUCAAAUAUAUUAUUAACAUUGAUUCAACACAGUAUCUUUAAGCAUUUAUCCACCAUGAAGGACCUUCAGUAGAGUUUUGUACAUUUAGUUGACUAUGGUUUAUGACUGCUACUGUUUCUUGUGUAUUUCCUUUUUUCAAAUAUAGUCUAUUUGGAAUCA